CUUUUUAAAAAGUGUCAUACGCUCCGAUGACUCUUAUCGCCCACUAGAUCAUCUCAUCUCAUCAUGGAAGCUUAACAGAAAUUUUGAAAUCAAACUGCCAUUUGAAGCUGCAGUGAGAUCAAAAUCCGAUCUGAUUCAACUGAACUUCUCUUUUCAAACCCCUGCCUCAGAGGCACUUACACUAAUGGCGAGAUUAUGCGAAGACUUACCAGAAGAAUGCUGGGAAAUAAUCCUAAAAAAACUUGAUCAUCACUCACAUUUUCAAUCUCUAUCUCUAGUAUCGAAAUCAUUUCUCGGCCUCACUAAUCGCUUCCGUCUCAAUUUCACUCUAACUAAUCAAACUAUUUUCCUCCACGGAACCAUGUCGAAGUUUCUCAACAGAUUUAACCACCUCAAAGCCCUAGAUUUUAGCAAAUUUAAAGGAAAUGUUGAUGAAAUUCUCGAUAGUGUGUUUAGUUGUGGACUGAGUAUCGAGUUUCUAGAUGUUUCGAAUCAGGAGAGACUUCCGGUUUUGACAGGGAAUAUAAGGAGUUUGAAGGUUUUUAAGUGCACGAAUUUAGGUUGUUUGAGUGAUGCUGAUAUAUUGUCGAUAUCUGUUGUGUUGCCGUUUCUGGAAGAGCUAGAUAUUAGUUAUCCGAAUAAUAGUAAAUUUGAUUCAAAUCUAAACUUGAAUAAGUUUAUUGUUACGGAUGCUGGAAUCGAGACGUUGUGGUCUAGUUUAAGGAAAUUGCAGCGAGUCAAUAUUUCUGGUAAUCAUUUCAUUACCGAUCGUUCUGUGGUCGGCUUGUCUAUGAAUUGUUUGCAGUUGAGUGAGAUUGUGAUGUUUGAUUGUUCCUUUAUUACACACAAUAGCUUUCAUUUUAUUUUAUGCAAUUGUCAUCACUUGAGUGUUAUUUCGGCGAAUAGGAUUCAGAUUCCUCCACGUGUUUCAUCCACAUAUGUUAGAGGUUUGUGUUCAGUUGAUUUGUCUGAUUGUGAUACUAUUUCUGAUGAGUUUCUUCUAUCGAUUGCAAAAGCAUGCUGGCCAUUAGAAAGUCUAUCUCUUCGUCGUUGCAGGGGUUUUACAUUGUUUGGAAUCUCACAGCUUUUAAGUGCUUACCCGUCUCUCAAGCACUUGGCUCUUGUAAAAGCACAUUUUCUCACUGAUCAAUGUGUGAGUAAAUUAGCUCGGUAUCUUGUAAAUCUAGUUUCUAUAAACCUCAAUUCAUGUUUCCCUUUGACCACCAUAACAUUUGUUAUGCUUGUUGCUGAGUGCCCUUUACUGGAACACAUCGAAAUGGGUAGAACCUCUGUUGGGCAAGUAGACCAUUUUCUAGUCGUGAAAAACAAAAGGAUUAAGUAUCUCAAUUUGUCAGGGAGCUUACAUGUAAGUGAUAAACUACUCAAAUAUAUAGCUUCAACUUGCCCCAACAUGGAGCUGCUCAACAUUUCCUCUACACAUUACACCACAGAGAUGGGAAUUGCCGAUAUACUGAAGAUCUGUCAUGGAAUGAGGAAUUUUCAAAUCGCUGAUUGUGCUGGUAUUAGUAGUCUAGGAGCAGGCUCCAAGCUUCCCACAUUGGAGGUUUUAAAUGUUGCUAGGUCAGGGUUCGGUGAUGAAGGGUUGGAAACAAUUUCAAAGAGAUGCCCGGGACUUUUAAAGUUGGACAUGGAGGGUUGUGUUGCAGCAACAACAGAACAGGUAGAGGAACUUCUUAGAAGGUGUGAAAAAUUGAGAGAGAUAAAUUUGAAGGAGUGUUCUGUGAAAGUUUUGUCUAUUGCCGCGCGAAUAGUAUCUUUAAGGAGAUCAUAUCUGAAAGUGACUCCUCCAUCUACUUUGUCUUUCAGUAACUACCACAAACAUUUAUGGAGUCACGGCUGUCUGCUCGAAUAGCUUCUGAAUAGGGACAGUACUUCUGCACUUCCACUUGUAAAAAAAAUUUGCAUUUGUUUUUUGAAGAUAUACUCUGUGUGUAGAAUGCAAAGUCAGAUAAGCAAAUAAAGUUUUGUGUUUGUGAACUUAGUAUUGUUUGCAUCAGCUCAAAUACCAAAUGUUGAGGGUACUUGUGUGUGUAAUAUAUAUGAAUUUGACUUUGUUUUA
This is a messenger RNA of Daucus carota subsp. sativus, 2080 nucleotides long. RefSeq lists its product as uncharacterized. The record is from RefSeq and is a predicted model, not a curated record. Gene Ontology annotation, cellular component: cytoplasm. Bases 185 to 1873 code for a protein of 562 amino acids. The transcript is spliced from 2 exons. Gene Ontology annotation, molecular function: protein binding. NCBI's taxonomy places the organism in Eukaryota, Viridiplantae, Streptophyta, Magnoliopsida, Apiales, Apiaceae.